CAUGGCUAUCUACCUAUCUGGACGGAGGAUACCGAGCGUCUCUGUAGAUGGGCGCAUCUGCUAUCCCCAACCAACCCUGCUCCCUCUCCCCCUCUUUCUCUCUCUCUCUCUCCUCCCUCGAUAGGCGCGAGCCCCAGCCCGAGUUUUCCAGAAUUUCCAUUUCCAUAUUCCCUCAGCCGCGGUCAGCCAGCGGGGGAAGGAUCACACACACACACACACACACACACACACACACACACACACACACACCGGCGAGUCCGGCUCUCGCUCGCCCUCUUCCCUCUCGCUUUCUCUCGCUCUCUCGUCGCUCGCAUCUCCCCCAUCCGUCGCCCACCGAAAGGGGAAAUCCCGAGAGACGUUCGUCGGGUUGCCGUGCGCGGCAGGGCAAAGCAAAGCACAGCACAGCAAAAAAAAAAAAAAGAAAAAGGGACAAAGAAACAGAAGAGGCGGCGGAGGCGAGGAAGCCAAAUGGCAAAAAGAAAAGAAAAAUCGAAGGCAGGGGGGAAAUUGAAACCCACCACGAUCGCGCAAUCUAUGAGUAUAGUAUAGAAGUCGAAAUACUUUUUUUUUUCCACUUCUGGAUUCGUUUGAUUGAUGAGGACUCCGGAAUCCGACUUCGCCGCCGCCUCCUCCUCCUCCUCCUACUGCUCCUCGUGCCGCCCGAUAUACCCAUCGUACCUCCACACGAUAACGUCAAGGGACAAUAUUGCCUCGCCUCUGCUGUAUGUAUGUCUUACGUCUCUUACCGCGCUCAUACGCGCGCUGCGUAUUACCAGUGGACGAAGCCCCGGCCCCUUGCGUUGGCACCCCCUUCUUCUUUCUUUCUUUCUUUCUUUCUUCUUUCCCCCCCUUCACCCUCGCCCCUUCGCCCGUCUUUUGCCUCCUCCCCUCCUGCGGCCGCUCGCGCGCUACCUACCUACCUACCUGCGAGGCGUCGUCGCGCCCCCCCCCCCCCCCGCCGCCGGGAGCCAAGAGUAAGCCAGUCGCGCAAACCUAGCCGGGCGGCGGAGGCGGCCGGCCGCGCUCCAGGCGAAGGCGCGCUUGCGAGCAAGAGAGAGGGAGAGAGGGGGAUAAGGGGGGAGGGAGAGCGCGCGGCUCUUAAAGCGGUAUGUAUGCGGUAGUGGUAGUAGUAGCAGUAUAGUGGUACGAGUAGUAGUGGUAGUAGUAGUAGUAACGGUGGUAGUAGUAGUAGGUGGUGGUAGCCUCAGCGGGAGGCCGGCGCCAGGC
Messenger RNA from Durotheca rogersii, 1227 nucleotides. RefSeq lists its product as uncharacterized. The record is from RefSeq and is a predicted model, not a curated record. Bases 48 to 1121 code for a protein of 357 amino acids. Lineage: Eukaryota; Fungi; Ascomycota; Sordariomycetes; Xylariales; Xylariaceae. The transcript has a single exon.